GGAAAAUUACAUGGACCUUUAAACUUGAAUCAUGCCCUCCGAUUAUGAGAAACUACGUCUACAAAACAUUGCGGAUAACAAGAAAAUCCUAGCACAACUUGGUUUAUUGAAUCCCUUCAAACCUUUACCAAGAGUAAUCAAGAAGGCCCCAAAGCGGAAGAGGCUCCCAUCCCCUCAGAAGCCAGAGAAGAAAUUAGCACUAGAGGCUGCAGGAGAAAAUUUAGAAAACCUUGGAUCUGUCAGGGGAGUAUCUAGAAGAUCCUGUAGAAUACAAGGAAAGGCACCACUGAGUAAAGAUGAAAUCUCAGCAGCUGUUAAAGAAGAGAUUGUUCAUGAACCCCCCAGGAAGUGUCCCCCUAAGAGAGAACAUGUGUUUGGUCACAUCCCUGGUGUGGAGAUUGGUACUGUUUGGCAGUUGAGGGUCGACUGUUGCUAUGCUGGCGUACACAGACCAACAGUUGCAGGGAUCAGUGGUAAUCCUCAAGAGGGAGCAUACAGUGUUGCGCUUUCAGGUGGUUACGAAGAUGACAUAGACAUGGGGGAUUGCUUUACCUUCACAGGUUCAGGAGGACGUGAUCUGAAAGGCACCAGUAACAACCCAAAGAAUCUUCGUACAGCACCCCAAUCUAAAGACCAGACACUGGACAGGGUGAACCUUGCACUGUAUCAGAAUGUUGAGAACAAGAGGCCUGUACGUGUCAUCCGUGGCUAUAAGUUACAUAGCCCAUUCGCACCUGAGGAAGGAUACAGAUAUGAUGGACUUUAUCAAGUGGAGAAGGCUUGGUUUACCACUGGGAUGUCAGGGUUUGGCGUGUGGAAGUUCGCAUUCAGACGGUUAAAAGAUCAACCCCCUCCACCAUGGACUAUUGUUGAUACUAAAAGUGAGCCUGGAGAUGAUGUACCAGACAGCCAAGAUUCUGGGGUAGCUGACCUGAAAUCUGACCCUGGUUCCUCUAGAUCUGCCUCCCCAAGCGUAGACUCCUUAUUUGGGAGUAACAACUCCGACACACCCUCAUCACAAGGCAAUGAGGUAAAAGAUCACCUCCAAGGGGAGCUUGCUGAUCCUAAAGAUAAACCAGAAUCUUCCAGUGUUCUGACAGAACCCACAAACAAGGACGAGAAGGAAGACCCUGAAUCAAAUGAGGGAAUUGACUUAAAUAGUAAUGAGAAGUCAGCAAUUGAACCCAACGAAGAGACAAAUGGUACUUCUGAUAAAGCGGAGCUUGCUUCUAAAGAUCAAGGUUCUGAAAAGUCAGUGCAGGAAUGUGAUGGUCUCCAACUCUUUUGUGACGGCAGUUGA
This is a messenger RNA of Owenia fusiformis, 1300 nucleotides long. Lineage: Eukaryota; Metazoa; Annelida; Polychaeta; Sabellida; Oweniidae. The record is from the annotation of a GenBank genome assembly.